Molecule: messenger RNA, 5212 nt
Organism: Carassius carassius (crucian carp)
Lineage: Eukaryota; Metazoa; Chordata; Actinopteri; Cypriniformes; Cyprinidae
Gene: adcy9a
Product: adenylate cyclase 9
Exons: 10
Coding region: 682-4857 (1391 amino acids)
Biological process (GO): adenylate cyclase-activating G protein-coupled receptor signaling pathway; cyclic nucleotide biosynthetic process; intracellular signal transduction
Molecular function (GO): adenylate cyclase activity
Source: RefSeq, a predicted model, not a curated record
UUAACACUCUUUCAAAACAUCAACCGUUACGUUUGGUGUUUGCGGACUUCAAACUGACAUUACACCGAAACCGAGUACAAGAGAUGAGUGAAAUCCGGCAUUAUCUGGAAAUAUGAGAUGUAAACUUAUAUUACGUUUGCAUGUCAUUUGGAAAGGGAAAGUAAAUUCAAACAUUGUCGAGCAUUGGAGAGGGUGUUUGAGGGACAGUGUCGACUGGAUUAAAAAACUAUAUUAGAAGAGUUUCAGUACACCCCCAUUUUAACUAACCACCCUAUCUUUUAAAUGUAUUUUUUUGUUUAAUCGCUACAUACUUGCUCCUGUCGUGUUGAGUUCAAAAGAUGUGCUCUGAAAAGCAGGAUCUAUCGGAUGGCAGUGCCUCAGUCUCGUCCACGCGCACAGAGCAAAAGUACACACACGCGCGUUCACGCGCCACUGUGCCAUAGAAUAUAAUAGAAUCUGAGUGUUGACGUAAUCCUAGCACGGAUAAGAAGCUGCUCAAGAGUCCAAGACAGUCCGUCCUCAUAGUGAACGCACUUGGAAGUUACUUCUGCCUGGACUCUUUUCACAAACACACUGUGCUUUUUGUUACUCGCACCAAUCCAUGUCAAGUGCCACUUCCUCUGUACUCUGUCAGCAGUAGGUGUAAUGUGAUAAUUAAAAGUCAAUUGUUGUCGUCCCGCAAUGACAUUGCCAGAGCAGCACCAGCCACUGCACGAGUCCGAGGUGAGGUGCGAUAGCGAAGGCGGAGCAGUCACGUUGUGGAUAACUGACAGCCAUAAUCAACAGGUGGGUCCAGACCAAGAAGGUGAGCCGGUCGUCAUGGGCUCCUCCAAACCUUGCAAAUACAGUAUCUCAUCAAGCUGCAGCUCGGGGGACUUGGGCGUUCCCAGGGCUAUGAUGACUCACCGGAGCAGUCCGAGGAGAGUGCCACCGCUGUUUGAGAGAUCUGCCGCGCAGUGCUGGGACCCCAAGUUUAACUCGUCUAUCCUGGAGGAGGCGUGCAGGGAACGCUGCUUCCCGCAGAUGCAGAGGAGAUUCCGCUACAUCCUGUUUUACCUGGCAACUGCCGCACUCCUGUGGGGGAUAUACUUUGGGAUCAAUAGCGCCAGAUGUGACCCUACAAAUUUCUUGGUCCCCACAUUGGGGUUUCUUGUACUGUGCCUCCUCCUCCUCUGGUUUACGUUCUCAAGGCCGUAUAAACGUUACUACAACCACACGUCCUUUCUACUUACAGUGAUCAUGUUUGGGAUCACCUUGGCACCUCAAACACAAACUGCUCAGUUUGCCCAUUUUGAUGUCCAAAAACCAGGCAAUGAGUCUCAUAAUGCUCCAUGUAUAUCACCUGUUGGGACGUUCUCACUUUGUAUGGAGGUGCUGCUUUUGCUGUACAGUGUGUUGCACUUGCCCCUGUAUGUGUCGGUGCUUCUCGGCCUGCUGUAUUCUGUCCUCUAUGAGGCUUUAGGCUGGCUACAACUAGCUGAGAUUGAUGGUAGCUAUGUAAUGUCAGAUUUGAGCUGGCUUGGCCCGGGUAAAGUCCUGCUUCACCUGUGCGCGCAUAUCAUUGGCAUCCACAUAUUCAUCAUGUCCGAAGUGCGCUCUCGGAGUACCUUUCUCAAGGUGGGUCAAGCGAUCAUGCACGGGAAGGACCUGGAGGUGGAGAAGGCGCUGAAGGAGCGUAUGAUCCACUCCGUGAUGCCGCGGCUGGUGGCGGACGAGCUCAUGAAGCAAGGAGACGAGGAAAGCGAGAGCUCUGGGAAACGAUACAGCGUAGGUGCCUGCUCAGUCAACGGCGCAUCAACCGCAAACUCGUCCAGUCCCAAAAGCAACAAGCGUAAAAAGAACUCAAUCCCGCGCGGGCAAAUAAUUUUCAGGCCCUUUAACAUGAAGAGCAUGGAGCCGGUGAGCAUCCUCUUUGCAGACAUCGUGGGAUUCACCAAAAUGAGUGCCAACAAGUCCGCCCCUGCGCUGGUAGGACUGCUGAACGACCUCUUUGGCCGCUUUGACCGUCUGUGUGAGUUGACCCACUGCGAGAAGAUCAGCACUCUUGGGGAUUGCUACUAUUGCGUGGCGGGCUGCCCUGAGCCGCUCCCCGAUCACGCGUACUGCUGUGUGGAAAUGGGGCUCGGGAUGAUCCAGGCCAUCGAGCAGUUCUGCCAGGAGAUGUCCGAGACCGUGGACAUGCGUGUUGGCGUGCACACCGGCACCGUGCUCUGCGGUAUUCUAGGAAUGAAGCGCUUUAAGUUUGACGUUUGGUCCAAUGAUGUCAACUUGGCCAAUCUUAUGGAGCAGCUGGGUGUGGCGGGAAAGGUGCACCUGUCGGAGGUAACAGCAAGUUUUCUGGAUGACCGUUACGAGAGGGAGGACGGGCGAGUGAUGGAACGCGUCGGGCACAGUGUUACUGAUCAGCUGAAAGGUUUAAAGACUUAUCUGAUCUCGGGACGGAAGAUGGGCUUUCAGUGUGGCUGUUCCCAGCUCAGUUUGAGUCCGUCCUCAUACACACACACUCCUGAUCUCACACACUGCGCCAUCGCUGAACCACUCUCACACGGCAGGCCUGCGUGCACAUCCUGUGUCAUCUCCGUAGAUGUCAUUGACAGUCCGAUAGCAGAUGAAGCAGCUAGAAAUGGCUGCCAGGAUGAACACCGAGCCAACAGCAACAAGUUUCCUGCAGGUCGUAGCCCUAAAACCCUGAAUGGUCUGUUGAGUCCUCUGUGUGAGGAGCGGAAACAAGUCAGCCAGUCAUCUCUGUGUGACAAACUCCAGGAGAAGAACAGGAGCUGGGUGGGGAGUCUGGCCGCAGAAGGAGGCAGCGCCAGUGGCAUGGACCACUCAGCCAUUCUCCCGCUGCGCUCCAAAAACUUUCGGGGGAAAAGUGACGUGCAGUUUGUGGAGGUGAUAAAGGAAGACAGUCUGAUGAAGGAUUACUUCUUCAAGCCGCCCAUUAACAAGCUGAGUCUGAACUUCCUGGAGAAAUCUCUGGAGUCCGCUUACCGUACCAGCUACCAUGAGCAGGUGGUGAAUCAGGUGCCGGUGCAGACGUUUGCCAGUCCAGUCUUCAGCUCGCUGCUCGAUGUUCUGCUGUCUUGUGCCAUUUUUCUCGCCCUGACCAUUGCCUGCUUCCUGCAUCCCCUUGUUUCCAUGAAGACGCCCCUGGCAGCCACACUGGGUCUGGCCAUCACAGCCGCUCUGCUGGAGCUGGUUUCUCUCGUUUUGUCCAUUCGUAUGGUGUUUUGUCUGGAUGAUGUACAGAACUGCACUCAGUCUCUGUUGAAGCUGGUGUCUGGCUGGCUCCCGCGUCAUGUGAUCGGGGCUGUGCUCGUUUCACUUCCUGCGGUGUCCGUCUUCUCCCACCUGGCUUACAGCGUGCAGCUGCCAAUCCAGGCGACCAUGUUCCUGUGCUGUGCUCUCAUUAUUGCUAUUAUCCAGUACUGUAACUUCUGCCAGCUGAGUUUCUGGAUGCGCUCUGCUCUGGCCACUGUAGCUGGUUUUUCUUUACUCAUCCUGCUCUACAGCGCCACCACCAGGCCCAGCAGUGCCACUGACACAUUUCCAGCAUCUGGGAACAUGAAUAAUCGGAGUGCUGAAGUAGAUCAGGCAAGUGUGUUGGACUCUGCACCCACAGCGCUCGACCUGCUCGUCCUAGAGACCGUGCUCUCCUUCUUCCUUCUGCUGCUGCUGGUUUGGUUUCUCAACCGAGAAUUCGAGGUCAGCUACCGUCUGCAUUACCACGGAAAUGUGGAAGCUGACAAGCAUCGCAUCAAGAUCCAGACCAUGCGAGAUCAAGCGGACUGGCUGCUGCGUAACAUCAUCCCCAUCCAUGUUGCCGAGCAGCUAAAGGUGAACCAGAGUUACUCUAAAAAUCAUGACAAUGUCGGGGUCAUCUUUGCAAGUAUCGUCAACUUCAGCGAAUUCUACGAGGAGAGCUUUGAGGGUGGGAAAGAGUGCUACCGAGUACUUAACGAACUCAUCGGAGACUUCGACGAACUGUUGCGCAAGCCUGCAUUCUCAAAUGUAGAGAAGAUUAAAACCAUCGGUGCCACCUACAUGGCAGCAUCUGGAUUGAAUGGGCAGCAGUGCCAAGAACAGCCACAUCCGCAUGCCCACCUAUGUGCCCUCUUUGACUUCGCCCUUGAAAUGAUGCGUGUAGUGGACGAUUUUAACAAGAACAUGUUGGGUUUCAAGUUCAAACUGAGAAUUGGCUUCAACCACGGGCCCCUGACUGCCGGCGUCAUCGGCACUACCAAGCUGCUUUACGACAUAUGGGGCGACACGGUCAACAUCGCUAGCCGCAUGGACAGCACAGGAGUGGAGUGCCGCAUACAAGUUAGCGAAGAGAGCCACUGUGUGCUCAGCAGAAUGAACUACACCUUUGAUUAUCGUGGCACUGUGAACGUGAAAGGGAAAGGGCAGAUGAGGACUUACUUGUAUCCCCAAAUGAACGAAGGCAGAUCAGGGUCCACUCAAAGCCUGGAACAAGGCCAGGUGGACGAUGCCCUUGGGCAUUUAGAGCCUGACACACUUGCCAACACAACAUCAACAACAUCUGCUGCACCACUAAACCCUCUCUGCACCUCUCCCAAUGUUGCCUCUAUCAGUGGCCACGGUGUGCCUCAGGGCCGUGUAUUAGGCCCGUCUCAGAUUACAGAGGAGUUGCACCAAGACACUAAGCACAAUUCUCCUGUCCCCGAGCUCAAAGAAAAGGAUUAUGAGAGUCCUUCUCAAGCACCAUCGCUAAGUGGUACACAACCUCCCUCAAUAACACAACUGUACGCGCCGUUAGCCAGACCAGAGACACCUUUACAAGGAGAGGAAGAUGACGAUGCAGAUGAGUGUACAAAGCUCAGUGCAGUGGAGUGAUCAGAUUUCCUUCUCACCUCGGCUGUCCUUCUUCAAGAGCCAAUCCGCAGAUAAUUUUCAGGCUCUACUUCCUUCAAGGGGCUUUGUCGACCAUAACUGUUGGAGUUCCAAUGAGUAGCAUUAGCCUGUAUAUGUGUUGAUCACGUGACCUAAAUAGAAAAAAGGGUGCGCUAAGCAUCUGCUGUGUGGAUCACAGUGUAGCACAGAGGGGGGAAAUGGAUAGAGUUAAUAUUUCUGAUGUUCUCUUAUUUGUUUUUGUUGUUUAUAAAGUGCCUUCACGAUAUGCAAAAUCUGUCAAAUGAAAGGGAUGUUUUAACAAAUAUAUCAGCAUGGCUUUUUGAAGGGACGUGGACAG